AUGACAAUCACAGCAACUCCAGUUAUCAAGAAUGGCUGCCUCACGAUACACGGCAAGGUUAUCUUAACCGGAGUCCCGGAAAAUAUCGUCAUAACUCCAUCAGCCAAAGGAUCUGCUUUUAUUGGAGCAAACUCGACAAGAUUAAGUUCUCAUCAUGUUUUCAGUCUUGGAGUUCUUGAAAAUUGCAAGUUCAUGUGCCUUUUCAUCGCAAAAAUAUGGUGGAUGAUACCGCGUGUUGGUAAAUCGGCGAGUGAGAUUCCAAUGGAAACUCAGAUGCUUUUGCUUGAAGCUCGACAAGAAUCAUCCAUGCUCGGUAUCGAAGAUGAAGUAAACACGGCCGACAACAAUACGAGCCAAGAUAAGUUUUAUAUUCUCGUGUUGCCUGUUCUUGAUGGAGCCUUUAGGACAACUCUGCAAGGGACAUCCUCGAAUGAGCUUCAGUUCUGCUACGAAAGUGGUGAUCAUCAAGUUCAAACUUGUCAAGCACUAGAAGGAGUUUUUGUCAACUCAGGGGACAGCCCUUUUGAACUGAUCAGGGAUUCAAUCAAGAUACUUGCUAAACAUAAGGGUACAUUUAACCACCUUGAGAGCAAAAAGUCACCGGCUCAUUUGGAUUGGUUCGGUUGGUGCACUUGGGAUGCUUUCUAUACUGAAGUCACUCCAAAUGGAAUCAAAGAAGGUCUUCAAAGUUUCAAGGAAGGAGGGAUUUGUCCCAAGUUCCUGAUCAUAGACGAUGGGUGGCAAGAAACAGUAAAUGAAUAUCGAAAAGAAGGCGAGCCUUUUAUGGAAGAAACACAGUUUGCCACCAGACUAACAGAUAUCAAAGAAAACAGCAAGUUCAAGGGAUCAAAUUCGGAUGGCACGAGCACAAACCUAAAAGAGCUAAUCCACUACAUCAAGCAAAACUAUGGACUAAAGUAUGUGUACAUGUGGCAUGCUUUAGCCGGAUACUGGGGAGGUGUACAUUCCUCAUCCGAGGCACUCAAAAAGUACAAUCCGAAGCUCGAAUAUCCGCUUCUAUCACCGGGGAAUAUCGGGAAUAUACGAGAUGUGGCCUUAGACAGCUUGGAAAAAUAUGGAGUUGGAGUUAUAGAUACUCAUAAGACUUAUGACUUUUACAAUGAUAUGCAUAGCUAUCUUGCUAGUAGUGGGGUCGAUGGAGUAAAAGUCGAUGUUCAAAAUCUGUUGGAAACCUUAGGAUCCGGUUAUGGUGGACGGGUUUCGAUUACUGAACAGUAUCACAAGGCACUUGACGAGUCUAUCGAGAAAAAUUUUCGUGAAAAUAACUUGAUUUGCUGCAUGUGCCACAAUUCGGACUCGAUCUUUAGUUCUAAGAAGAGUGCAACUGCAAGAGCAUCUGAGGAUUUUAUGCCGAACGAACCGACUUUUCAGACAUUGCAUAUUGCAUCUGUGUCUUUCAACAGUCUUCUCUUAGGCGAAGUUGUUGUGCCAGACUGGGAUAUGUUCCAUAGCAACCAUAACACAGCUGAGUUCCACGGCGCAGCAAGAGCAUUGGGCGGUUGUCCAGUUUAUGUUAGUGACAAGCCAGGAAAACAUGACUUCAACAUUUUAAAGAAACUUGUUCUUCCUGAUGGAUCCAUCUUGCGGGCUAAAUAUGCGGGCCGGCCCACUCGAGACUGCCUCUUUGUCGAUCCUGUCAUGGAUGGCAAAAGCUUACUCAAAAUAUGGAACUUGAAUAAAGAAACCGGAGUAAUUGGAGUUUUCAACUGCCAAGGGGCCGGGAGUUGGCCUAUGAAAAAAGCUGUCGAGAAUCUUACGCCUUCAGCUAAACGGCUCUCGGCUCGUGUUAGCCCACUCGACGUUGAAUUUCUCGACGAAAUUGCAGGGGAUAGCUCUACCGAAGAUUCUGCUAUAUAUGCAUUUAACUCAGGUUCACUUUAUAGAUUGCCAAAUAACAGAACUGUUGAAGUGUCUCUAGAUGUAUUACAAUGCGAGAUAUUUACAGUCUCCCCAAUAAAAGUGAGUGGAUUGUAUGUAAGUUUGGUAUCAUUUCACAAUUUACUAUCUGAUACAGUACUGAAAUGGAGACCGAAAAAUCGAACAUUUGUGAACGGGUGUUCAAAGAAAGCAUCGAUUUUGCACCAAUUGGCUUAG
Molecule: messenger RNA, 2115 nt
Organism: Striga hermonthica
Lineage: Eukaryota; Viridiplantae; Streptophyta; Magnoliopsida; Lamiales; Orobanchaceae
Source: the annotation of a GenBank genome assembly